AUGAAAAUAAUAAAUCAAGGUGGUUCGUUGUCAGAAGCUGCAUUGGCUUUUGAAGCUGCGGUAAAGAAAGAUAUUAAUAACUCUGAAGCUUGGGAGCGGUUAGGUAGUGUGCAAGCUCAAAAUGAGAAGGAUGAAGCAGCUAUAAGAGCUUUGCAAAGAGCUAUUGAAAUUGAUGGAAAUAAUUUGACUGCUUACACAAACGAAGGAUUCACAGCUCAGUCAUAUUUUACACUGGAGCGAUGGAUAACUGUGAAAUAUCCCGAGAUUGUAUUAUCUUCAGCAACAAUGCAUAAUUCACAAGUUCUUUUGUCUCGUGUUAAAGAAUUGUUUUUGAGAGCUGCAAGGAACGCACCAGAAGGUGAAAACAUUGAUCCUGAUGUACAAGUAGGCUUGGGCGUGUUAUUUUAUGCUAAUGAUGAAUACGACAAAGCUGCUGAUUGUUUUAAUACUGCAUUGGAAGUUCGUAAAGAUGAUUAUCUUUUAUGGAAUAAAUUAGGUGCAACAUUAGCAAAUUAUAACAAACCAGAAGAAGCAAUUGAAGCAUAUCAUAAAGCAUUAUCUUUAAGACCUACAUUUGUAAGGGCAAGACAUAAUCUGGGAAUCAGUUGUAUAAAUAUUCAUUGUUAUCGUGAAGCAGUUGAACACUUACUUGGUGCUUUGAGUAUGCAUAAGAUUGGCGAUGAUGAUAGUAAAAAUACUAGUAGAUCGCUUAGACUAACCUUGAGUAGAGCUUUUGAAAAAAUGGAAAGAAAAGAUUUGCUAGACAAAAUACUCUCUGGAGCUGAUGUUAAUGAAUUCCGUGACGAAUUUGAAUUUUAA
Messenger RNA from Entrophospora sp. SA101, 819 nucleotides. The record is from the annotation of a GenBank genome assembly. NCBI's taxonomy places the organism in Eukaryota, Fungi, Glomeromycota, Glomeromycetes, Entrophosporales, Entrophosporaceae.